CUUUUCCACAUUACUUCAUUUCAUAAAAGCAGCAGUCACACGGCAUUAGAAAAAUAUCUGGAAAAAUCUGUAAUAUUGAUGCCAGUAGAAUGCCAAGCGGGCUUUGAAAAAUCACUAUAGAGACGAUAUGCAGACAGGCCUUUAUAGAAUUGACAGGUUUGACAACAUGCAUGACAUUCCUAAUUCCUUCCUGGAUUCGGAUUCGGGCGAGUCAAAAUAAACAAUGAUUGUGAUAUUAAAAUUGCUUAUUUAAUUGCAAUUAAGAGAUUGUUACAAUUUAGACAAAUUAUAUUAUAUAGUAUCGUAGUUUUAGAAGCUUUAAAACAUGGCUUUUGUGUACCAAGGAGACAGUGAAUUAGAAUCGAAAUCGAAAAAAGCUGCUGAGCGGAUAUCGGAGAACAUGCAUAUAGUAGCAAAUGAGCCUUCAUUGGCUUUGUAUAGACUACAGGAACACGUAAGGAAAGCUUUGCCUCCCAUGGUUGAGAGACGAGUCGAAGUUACCAAAUUACAGCACGAACUGCAAGGAAGGUGCUAUGACGUGGAAUAUGCUCUCAGUGCAGUAAAAUCAAUGGAUGGUGCCGCAACCAGUUUCAAGAACAUCCAAGAAAUGCUGAAGCAAUCAAUAUUUUUAAAACAACAAUUAAAAUAUGAGGAAGCUAGGAGAAAUAAAAAAGAUUCUAAUUCUGUUUACAAACGUCUCUCUGCUCAUAUUGUUCUUGACCUACCGGACCUGUCUGAAUUCUCUAUGGUUAGGGAGACUACGAAUAGGAUCGAGAAUAUGAUGGCACAAGCUAGAGGGUCCUCUGCUGAAUUGCAUAGGUCGCACACUACUUUACAUUAAAAAGGCUAUAUUAAGGUCUGACAGACAUUCCAAUCCCAAUAUUU
Messenger RNA from Helicoverpa zea (corn earworm), 885 nucleotides. RefSeq names its product BLOC-1-related complex subunit 8 homolog. Gene Ontology annotation, cellular component: BORC complex. NCBI's taxonomy places the organism in Eukaryota, Metazoa, Arthropoda, Insecta, Lepidoptera, Noctuidae. Bases 326 to 841 code for a protein of 171 amino acids. The record is from RefSeq and is a predicted model, not a curated record. The transcript has 3 exons.